Molecule: messenger RNA, 2406 nt
Organism: Candida tropicalis MYA-3404
Lineage: Eukaryota; Fungi; Ascomycota; Pichiomycetes; Serinales; Debaryomycetaceae
Gene: SPC98
Product: Spc98p
Exons: 1
Coding region: 1-2406 (801 amino acids)
Biological process (GO): cytoplasmic microtubule organization; meiotic cell cycle; spindle assembly
Cellular component (GO): spindle pole; equatorial microtubule organizing center; centrosome
Molecular function (GO): gamma-tubulin binding; microtubule minus-end binding
Source: RefSeq, a predicted model, not a curated record
AUGGCACUAACAAAAGAACAAUUAAUUAAACUUUAUUCAAAUAGAUUAGUCAAGGCAUUGAUUCCGAUUGAAUUUGGAGAGGCAUUCAUUCAAAGUAUCACCAAUGAUUUACAAACAACAUUACUACAGCUGAAUAACAUAUCUGAACCAUAUGAUCUUCAGGCGAUAGUAGCAAGAUUAAAAGUACAGUUUUUAAGCAAUAAUUUGAAAAAUGAAUGGGUAGAGUUUCAAAAUGUUGUCAAUUCAUUAAGUAAAUUUAAAUCAUUAGAUCAGAUUUGUAAUUACCUUGCGUUUCUAAAUGCUUUAAGAGAUAAAAAUCAUACAAUACAAGGUUUAAAUCAUCCUGACCAACAUCAAGAAGAAAUACUAUCGUCUGUAUCAAGUCUGUCUCCAAUGAAACAAAUACAUUCUCAAAAUAAUCAUCAACAACAAACAAAUGUUCCAAGUGCAUCUGCUCUUACUUUAUCACAACUAAUAGAACCUUAUUAUGAUACAUUACCAGAACAGACCAUAUUGACUUAUUUACCAUAUACUUUAUUGGGACUGGAUUCCAAAAUUUUCACAUUUAGCAAUAAUUUUAAGAGAUUAGAAAUACCGCCGGAAAUAAACAAUAGUUUUAGUUCAUUGUUGAGACAGGUUUUUGAAUUUGCCAUAUUAUACAAGCAACUUUUAAUGGUUAUUGAAAAGUUUAAAGGAACAUUACAGCUGGGAAUAAAAACAGCAUAUAUUGCAGUUUUGGAAUCUCAGUUAUCUGAAUAUGUCAAAUUAAUAAAUCAAGUAUUCAACAAACAACCAAAUUCAAUACUAGCGGUUUAUAAUUCAAUAUUUCCAUGGAUUUUCAAACUCAGGUUUUUAUUUCGAGUUUCAAAUAAGUUAGAUCAAUGCGAUGGGUAUGAAUUUUUGUCAAUAAUUUAUAAAUUUACUAAAUUUGGAGACUUACGAAUCAAAGAGAUUGCCAAAUUUGCAUUUAAUGAAGUAGUUAAGCCUUAUUACAAUAUACUUGAACACUGGAUUAUUAAAGGGGAGUUGAUCGACAAUAAUAAUGAGUUUUUCAUUACAUUUGAUACACAUGAAAAUGAGUUCAACAAUAUUAUAAAGUUUUUACCCGAGAAAGUUCCAGAAUUUGUUGAAUCAAGUGAUAAGAUUUUUCAAAUUGGGAAGACAUUAAUUUUCUUGAAUAAAUAUUGUCGAGAAUUGAAAUGGGUUAAUCAAUUCAAUGUAAAGUAUUCAACGAUUGUGUUUAGUAAUUAUUAUGGGCUAGCUUCAAUGUCAACCAAUGAAAUAAUAGAAAUGAUUGAUUCACAAUAUUUUGAAAUAUUAUCAUUCUUAACUCAAAUCAUACAAGGAGACAAUCAAAUGUUUAUACAUUUUUGCAAUUUUAAAAGAUUUUACUUUAUGGAAACGAACGAGUUUAUUGAUGCUUUGAUGAUUAAGGGACAAAAUGUUCUUAACGAAUCAUCAGCUAACAUAUCUUCCACAUACCUAAGCAAAGUAUUACAGGAAGCAGUUCAAAUAUCCUCGGUUAAAAAUUCAGAGUAUUUAAACAGAUUGGAUUCAAGACUAUUAAACCCACAACAUGGUAAUUUAGGAUGGGAAACAUUUACCAUUGAGUAUAAAAUCGAUGACUUGCCUAUGAGUUAUUUAUUUGAAGGUAAACAACAAUUGAAGUAUUUGAAAAUAUUUCAUUUUUUAUGGAAAUUACGAAACUUAAGUCAUUUAUUGGAUUUGAAUUUUAAUUUGUUUAAUGAAUUGAAUCAUAAUGUGGUGAAGAAGUUACCAAAUAGGAACAGGAAACCAUUGACGAAAACCAUUGGUAUCAUUUCAGUAAUAAGAAACCAAUUUUCAUUAUUUCUUAAUGAAUUAAUUGCUUACUUGUCAUAUGAGGUUAUUGAAGAAGCGUUUCAAAAAUGUAUUGUUAAGAAGUUAUUCUACAAUACCGAAAGUUUCCAGUUGAACAGACUGUUUUUACCUAUAGAACAAGAGCAUAACGAUAACCCGUACAAUGUUAAUUUGUUGACAAUUGAUGAGUUGGUGGAGGUACACGGAAAUUACCUUGACAACAUUAUUAAUAAUAGUUUAUUGAAUGAGAAAUACAAAGGAGUUGAGACAAGUUUAAGUUUGAUUGAUCAGAUUUAUGAUCUUUUACAGACUAUAUUUGAAUUUAUUAAUACGAGUCAAGAAUAUUAUUCAUUAGUAGUUAAUUAUGGGUUGAUAUUAAGAAGUGAACAAGUGAAUAGAAGUUUUGCGAUGGAGCAAGAUGGAGAAGAUGUUGAAUUUCAAUUGCAUAAAGUUAAAACCAAGAUAUAUAAAGACAUUUAUCAAAGAGAUUUUCAACUGCAAUUGAAAGAUUUUAAAGAUGAUUUAAAUAGAGAUUACAAUUUAAAAGAGUUAAGUAAGAUGUUGUAA